Molecule: messenger RNA, 1013 nt
Organism: Lecanosticta acicola
Lineage: Eukaryota; Fungi; Ascomycota; Dothideomycetes; Mycosphaerellales; Mycosphaerellaceae
Source: the annotation of a GenBank genome assembly
AUGGACAGCAUCAAGAACUCCGACACCGUUCAGUCCAUCGCCAACGGCCCCGUCGCCGACAAGGCCCGCGCUGAGGCCGAUACCACCAAGAACCAGUUCACCAACCUCGCCGCUUCUCGCCAGACUCCACAGUACCAGACCGCCACUGGCCAGAACCUGACCCACUACCACUCCUUCUUCUACAGCCUCCUCUCGUGGGAGAACCCGCGUGCCACCGGAGUCAGCUAUGCCACCAUCGUAGCCCUUCUCUUCAUUGCUCGCUAUGUUCCGGUUGCCAAGUUUGGACUCAAGGUCCUCUAUACGGUAUUGGGUGUCACCGCGGCUGCCGAGAUCGCCGGCAAGCUGGCGUUGGGAGAGGGUAUCUCGAGCAAGAUGAGGCCGCGCAAAUACUACACAGUCCCUCGCGAGACUCUGGAGAGCGUGACGGGCGAUAUCGAAGAGCUGAUCAACUUCUUCGUCGUCGAGUUCCAGCGCAUCGUCUUUGCGGAGAAUAUCUAUGCUACUGUUGCGGUGAGUCAAACCUGUUGAAGCUCUAUUGAAAAUUCACUGACACGUUUGCGCAGGCUUUCUUCACCGCCUUCGUCAGCUACUUCCUGAUCAAGAUCACUCCUUCAUGGGGCCUGGCCUUGCUCUUCACCACCGUCCUCUACUUCGCUCCUCUCGCCUACAUCACGAACAAGGAAUUCAUCGACGAACAUCUGAAUAACGCUCAGAACAUCAUCUCCGAGCAGGCCACCCAGGUUCGUGAUCUUGCAGCCCAGCACACCGGAAAGGCAUACGAGGCGACCUCCAGCGCUCUGAAGGACUACGCCGCUCAAGCUCAAGAGGCGAUUGGUCAGACGAAGAAGGCGGCCGUCGACAAGGGUGUUAUCAGCAAGGAGACUGCCGACAAGGUCACUCCGGAGAAGGCACCAGUCACGACUGACGACUUCCCUUCGGCACCCAAGGUUGAGCCAGCAGUUCCUGAGACUGCUCAGGCUGAGGAGUACAAGGCAGAGCCCAUUGCUGCGUGA